CGACCUCAUGGCAAGAUUGGCCUCCGACGGAACUGGACCCCACUUGUGCGAGCCAUCGACGAACGCUGAACGAAAUGCAGUCGCUUUUGGUCGGAUUCGCCACAACUCUUCUCCUCGCCAUGGCCGUGACGUCAGCUUCCUCUCAAGGACACCUCAGGCCAAAGCGGGACGUGUACUACGACUCCUCCCUGGAUGCCGGCGAAGACUACCUUCUUAACCUCCUCCGGAAUCGAGUCAACCACCCUGGUCUGAGCCCGGCCCUGCUGGAGCAGCAGCAGAAACGGGCCGGUGGACUGCUCGACUUCGGCCUGUCCCGCGGAGCAUCCGGAGCCGAAGCCGCCAAGGCCCGCCUGGGACUCAAGCUAGCCAACGACCCGUACGGACCCGGAAAGCGCUAGGCCUCUCCGUCACAUCUCUCCACCACAAAGACUCCCAAAACCAGCUAAAACAACCGGAGCAGCUAGAGUAGCACCAGCAGCAGAAGCAGCAGCAACAGCAGCAGCGAUAUCAACAGCAGAAGCACUCAAGCCCACGCCAAGUGCCACUUCUCGAGUCUCGGUGCUCGACACAGACAUUGCGUAGUGUCUCUUUUAGAGUUGCCUCAUUUUUUUCUUAAAUUCAAAUUGCAACGAGGCCCUGCUAGAAGAUGCAUUCAGGGCUCCACUCGUUGUCCACGGAUUCGUUGAGGUCGUAAUAGCGUCUGCAGCCUCAGUGCUGCAGUCUUCCUGGUUUCUUGGUGUAUGGGCCAUGCCGAACUUAUGUAACCGUCGAUGAGGCCAUCCGGAUACAACGGGACUGGUGCUUUGCUUCUACCCAAAAUCUCUUGAAUCGCUUAUGCAAGUUCUUGUACAGAGUUCGUUUUGUAGGUGGAAGCUCCAGUCUCUGAAACAGAGCGCCGGUAGGACAGAAAGCGACUGAUCGCAAAAGCAACAUGUCGAAAAUGGUUGCGUCUGAGACCUAUUUUGGCUCUUGAGGUGAUGAAUUUAUGGCUAUUUUUAUUGGCAUACACUGCGUCAUAUAACGAUACACGCCCUUUUGCCAGAAAUAAAGUGUUGCGUUCUCGUUGG
Molecule: messenger RNA, 1067 nt
Organism: Ixodes scapularis (black-legged tick)
Lineage: Eukaryota; Metazoa; Arthropoda; Arachnida; Ixodida; Ixodidae
Product: diuretic hormone class 2
Exons: 4
Coding region: 75-398 (107 amino acids)
Biological process (GO): body fluid secretion
Molecular function (GO): diuretic hormone activity; G protein-coupled receptor binding
Source: RefSeq, a predicted model, not a curated record